This is a messenger RNA of Naegleria gruberi, 774 nucleotides long. RefSeq lists its product as uncharacterized. NCBI's taxonomy places the organism in Eukaryota, Heterolobosea, Eutetramitea, Acrasida, Naegleriidae. The record is from RefSeq and is a predicted model, not a curated record. Bases 1 to 774 code for a protein of 257 amino acids. The transcript has 2 exons.
AUGUUAAAUUAUUUGAAGAAUAGACCAGCCACUGAAACAUUCUAUCAUCAUCAAAAAGACAACUCUCUAUCAACAACAAUACAAGAUCAUCAUCACUUUGAAAUGACAACUUCCACAACUUCUACAACGAGUAACAGUACUCAUUUGAAGAAUAUUUCACCUCCUUCUCCAGCUGCAAUUAGAGUAAUGUGUCAACCAACAUCGACAGUUCAUGAAUCUAAAUCUACCAUCCAUUCUCCAAUCUCUUCCUCCAGUUCCCAACACGAUGAUUCAGACAGCUCUUUCUCUCCUUCUUCCAAUUCAUCCUCUUCCACUCAUGACCAAAGUCACAGACAAUCAAGAAAGAACUCUAUCACAUCCACUUCCUCCAUUUCCAAACCAAACAAGACAAAGAAGAGUAGUAUUAACAAAAAGCAUGCAAAGAUUACUUCCUCCUCCACCCACAAAUCCAAAUAUACACCAGAUUCUAAGAAGAAGUCUAAGAUUAAGAUUCCAGUUUUUGAAUUAAUUCGAGUGAUGGCUUUACCACAAUCUACGGCUGCAAAUUGUCUUGGUGUUUCUUUGAGUACACUGAAAAGAAGAUACUAUGAGCUUGGAAUUGGGCGUUGGCCUGGACAAUGUGGAUCCAUAACCCAAGAUAUUGAUUUGGACGUGCCAACAAGUGAAAAGAGCAAGUUGAGUUACUUGUUAAAUGAUGAAAAUUUGGAUUCCGCAAGAGAUUUGGACCAAGUUACUCUCUCCAUUUUAAAUUUUACAUUCAAACAAACGUUUUGA